This is a messenger RNA of Trametes versicolor FP-101664 SS1, 1214 nucleotides long. RefSeq names its product alpha/beta-hydrolase. The transcript is spliced from 5 exons. Gene Ontology annotation, biological process: lipid metabolic process. NCBI's taxonomy places the organism in Eukaryota, Fungi, Basidiomycota, Agaricomycetes, Polyporales, Polyporaceae. The record is from RefSeq and is a predicted model, not a curated record. Bases 215 to 1123 code for a protein of 302 amino acids.
UGGACAGGUUCCAUUCACGAUCUCUCUCGGCCUCUCUGCUGAGCACGUCCUUCUUUGCUAUUUAACGGUCGCAGGCGUCCACCGGUUAUUUUCUCUGUCCUCCCUCCGGCUUUCAAAGGUCCACCCACGCCAGUCCGCGCAGAAACAAGUCCAGAGGUCUUCCGGCCCAAAUUCGCAUCCACGACACUCGACACCCAUUCGUCAACGAUUCAACAUGCGGUUCACCCCUGCUCUUCUCUACGCCCUCUCGGCCUCGAGCGCCGCCCUGGCCGCUCCGACCUCGAAACGCGCAGUCUCCGCGCUUGCGGCGGACACACUCGCGUCGUUCGCGCCCUUCACGCAAUUCGCCCGCGCGGCGUACUGCCCGCUGAGCAAGGUCACCAACUGGGAGUGUGGCGAGGCCUGCGACGCGCUGCCCGGGUUCCAGCCGACCUUGACGGGUGGCGACGGCAAUGCGAUACAGCAGUUCUUCGUCGGAUAUUGGCCUGAAGAUAACUCUGUAAUCGUUGCCCACGAAGGCACUGACCCGAUUAAAUUGGAGUCCGACCUGACCGACAUUAACUUCUUCCUCGACGACUUGGACCCCACGCUCUUCCCCGGGCUUGACAGCGACGUCCAAGCGCACAACGGGUUCGCGGACGAGCACGCGAAAACAGCAUCUACCAUCCUCCCAGAGGUGCAGAAGCUGAUCGCAGAAAAGGGCGCGACGCAAGUGACAGUGAUCGGCCACUCCCUCGGCGGCGCGCUCGCCGAGCUGGACACGCUCUUCUUCACGCUGCAGCUGCCUUCUAGCAUUCACGUCAAAGGCGUGACGUACGGCACGCCCCGCGUCGGCAACAAGGCGUUCGCGAGCCUGAUCGACAGCAAGGUGCCCGACUUCGUGCGGAUCAACAACGAGAAGGACCUGGUCCCGAUCGUGCCCGGGCGGUUCCUCGGCUUCGUGCACCCCCAUGGGGAGAUCCACAUCGUGUCGCCCGGGAACGCGGUGUCGUGCGCGGGCGACGACGACGGCGACGACAAGCAGUGCACGGACAAGACGGUCUCGAACAUCCUGUUCGGCAAUAUCCUGAACCACUUGGGGCCGUACGAGGGCAUUUCGAUCGGCACGCUUGCUUGCAACUGAGAGACGGAUGACGGCUGGCCGAGAUGAGACGAUCUAGUUUAUAUUGUAUUAGCUUAGGGUAAUGGUUUAUGAAUUGUGGGCUUGAACGUAC